AUGUCAGCGAAUUGGUUAGAGUAAACAAGAAGUGUUUUAGAAAACAUUGAACUUCUUGAUCAGACUGUUUUGGAUUUCAUGUUUGAUAAACUUGAAAAUCCUAAAGAUUAGGUGAUCAUUGAUAAUAAAUUAAAAAAUUUGAUUGAAAUGAAGUAAAGUAAAUGCAUGGAUGCUUUAAUAUUACUAUAAGAUUUUGAUGGCGUUAAGAAAGAAGAAAUGGCUAUCCUUGAAGGCAAAAAGAGUGUUAGUGCUGGUACAAGAUAGCCUGAUAUUUGGUAUAAUUUCUAAUAGCGCUUAAAGGAUAUUAAGGAAUAUUAUAAAAAGCAUUAGAAUCAAAAUAUUUAAGUAAUCGAUAAGGAAUUCUUGAAAAAAAAUGUAUUCAGUCCUCCUUAUUCUGAACCUUUAUUUUCUACUGAUGAAUAAUAAGGAAAAUAUGUUGAUAUGAAUGUGCUUUAUUAUGAAUUUUUAAGUUUUGAUUUAAAGAAAAAGAAAAAAGUUAGACUUUCUGAAGAUUACCACAUUGGUGAUUAUUUGUGGUACUUAGAAAAGUUUGAUGCCUUCCACGAAAUUCCUCUUGCUCUUAAAUAAAAAGAAUAUUCAAGUUAUAAGUAAUACUUAUAGAACCUUAUUAAUUACUUGAAGGAAUUCUUUUUAAAAACUCAACCUUUGACUGAGUUUUCCAUUAUUGAUAGAUAAAUUCAGUAGGACUUCGAAUAUCGCUGGAAAGAAGGAUCUAUUCCAGGCUGGACAAAUUCAGGAUAUGAAGAUGUUAUUGAUUAUUCAAGCAAUGAACUUUUCUGCAAAGCAUGUAAGAAGUUAUUCUCCAACAGUAGUAUUUUCGCCCAUCACUUAGAAGGUAAGAAACAUAAAAUGGCUCAAAAAAAUCUUGAAAAAGAAGAAGAAAAAAUGUCUAAAUUAGAAGGAGCUCCUGAAAAAACUGAUAUGGGAUAGGAUGAUUAAGAUUAGUAAACUACAGGAGAAAUUAACAUGAAGGAUGAGUAAAAGAAAAAAUAAUUAGCUCAUUUAGAAUAAUAUAUUAUAGGCUUGAAAAAAUAAUUAGGUGAGGUAAUUAAUGAAACUAUCCUCUAUGUUAAAAAGAAGCAAACAAGAACAUAUUAAGAAAUUGAAGCAGAAAACCAAUAAGAAAAGGAUGCUGAACCCUAGAGUGAUAGUGAAGAUGAUGACAUUCCAUACAAUCCUAAGAAUGUGCCUUUGGGCCCUGAUGGAAAGCCUAUUCCAUAUUGGUUGUACAAGCUUCACUAGCUAGGUAUUGAGUACAAAUGUGAAAUAUGUGGUAACUACAGUUACUGGGGAAGAAGAGCUUUUGAAAAGCAUUUCUCAGAAUGGAGACACAGUUAUGGUAUGAAGUGCUUAAAAAUACCCAAUACUAUUCACUUCAAGGAAAUUACAUCUAUCAAGGAUGCUCUCGCUCUUCACCAUAAACUUUCUAUGGAAAGCGAAUAUUCUUAAUUCAACAUUGAUCAAGAAGAAGAAUAUGAAGAUUCUGAUGGAAAUAUACUUAACAAAAAGACUUAUAAUGAUCUUAAAAAGCAAGGAUUGUUGUGA
Molecule: messenger RNA, 1566 nt
Organism: Tetrahymena thermophila SB210
Lineage: Eukaryota; Ciliophora; Oligohymenophorea; Hymenostomatida; Tetrahymenidae
Product: splicing factor 3a, putative
Exons: 2
Biological process (GO): mRNA splicing, via spliceosome
Cellular component (GO): spliceosomal complex; nucleus
Molecular function (GO): zinc ion binding; RNA binding
Source: RefSeq, a predicted model, not a curated record